Molecule: messenger RNA, 825 nt
Organism: Protopolystoma xenopodis
Lineage: Eukaryota; Metazoa; Platyhelminthes; Monogenea; Polystomatidea; Polystomatidae
Source: the annotation of a GenBank genome assembly
AUGGUCGUGUGCACCACGAAGAAUGAGAAAGCGGCCCGUCGGGGGCGUCGAGAGGAACAGUUUCGCUCGUUGUCGGGCGACCAUCAUUUGGUUCGUUCUCGACGCGCCCUCGUCGUCACCACCAACCACCUCAAUCGGUACCGCAGCCAAACGGGUCACGACUCACUCGGCAACUUUGCUUCAACCGCCUCCAGUCCCAUGAGUCGUCUUGGCGACGCCUCUUUCGAGGGGUCUUCCGUGGGCGCGCGUCCACGCACCACCAGAGCCGACCGUCGACGAGUACGUCGACUCAUUCGACCCAUACCCUCUGCCCACCGGGUCGGGCUGUGCUCACGCCUCCCUGAACAACUCCAUGUCGACAUUUCUUCAGCCUCCUCGACCCAAUCCUACCUCCAUUCCUGCUCCUCCUCCUCUGCUUCUUCUGCUCCCUUCGACGCCCAACUCGAUCUCACUUUUCUCCCAUUCGUCUCCUUUCCUGCUCACCCAACGAGACGGAAUUUCUUCUCCAUUUGCUGCCUGUCUCCUUCUGUAAAAAUGGACUUUGCACCCGUUCAAGCCGACCUGAGUCUUGUCAACUCCGUGCGCAGGGCGCUCGUCUCGCAGGCCCUGACAGACAGACCGCCUGUGGGAGAGGCUUCUGGUCUCCGAGGCAAACUAGUAAAUGACAGACGAACAGACCCACUCUCUUCAUACCUUCUACCUUUUUCUCCCACCUUCGGCACAACCAAUUCACCCUUGCCAACAACGGCUGCUGAGACUGUAAGUGUGCAUUUGGUUGCCGUCAUUCAAAUGUGCAUAAAAGGUGGCAGCACAACCCAACUUUAG